Messenger RNA from Gekko japonicus, 2399 nucleotides. It is a transcript of the gene USP18, whose product is annotated as ubiquitin specific peptidase 18. The record is from RefSeq and is a predicted model, not a curated record. NCBI's taxonomy places the organism in Eukaryota, Metazoa, Chordata, Lepidosauria, Squamata, Gekkonidae. Gene Ontology annotation, biological process: protein deubiquitination. Gene Ontology annotation, cellular component: nucleus; cytosol. The transcript is spliced from 12 exons. The coding region runs from base 175 to 1332 and encodes 385 amino acids. Gene Ontology annotation, molecular function: cysteine-type endopeptidase activity; cysteine-type deubiquitinase activity.
UCAGGCGAGCGUGUUGGCGCUGCGCAGCUCUGCCCCCUAGAAGAAGAGACGCUCGGCCAGCAGCGCGACCGGAGCGCUCGCCGGCUCGGGAAGACCGGAGGGGAGUGGGAAGCGCCGAGCCCUCUUCGCACGCAGUGAAACCACCCCAGAGAGGUGCUACUGCGCAUACAGUUGAUGGGCCAGGGAGUGGGACGGCCAGAGAGAAGAAGCAAGAGCCUCAGGCUGGACGGGUAUCAGACCAUCAUGACUGCUGAGGAGGAAGAGGAGGAGGAGGCGGCAGAAUGUGCCGAGGAUGUUGCAGAGAAGCACAGUCAGAAGCUGAAAGCCAUAUGUGGACAGGCCGACCUAAAGAAUGAAGCUGUUGGCCUGUACAAUAUUGGACUCAGCUGCUGCCUCAACUCUUUGCUUCAGGUUUUCUUCAUGAACAGAAACUUCACUGCGAUACUCCGGAGGAUCAAAGUGCCGUUUGACGCUGUGGAGCAGAAACAGAGUGUCCCUUACCAAAUGCUCUUGCUUUUGGAGGCGAUGCAGCGGGGCAAACACAAAUCAGUGCACCCCACAGGUCUUGCCAAGUGUCUUUCAGAGCAUCGAGUCAGAUUGUUCGUUCUCUAUGAUGCUUCCCAACUCUUCCUGAUCCUCUGGAACCUAAUUAAGAGUCAAAUCACAAAUUCACAUCUGGCUGAAAGUCUGGCAGACCUGUAUACCAUCCGCUUGCAAGAGUAUUUGGUGUGUCAGAAAUGCUUGCUGGAGACAAAGAAGAACAGCAACAUGCUGAUGCUUCCCCUCCCAAUGUUCAGUCACGAUUCUCAUCGGGUCAGGACCUUGGAAGAUUCGUUGCAUUGCUUCUUUGCACCAGAACAUCUGACGGGGGACAACAUGUGUCACUGUAAGCGGUGUGACAAGAAAACAGUGUGUUUGCAGGGCAUGAAAGUAACCUGUCUACCUCAGACCCUGACAUUGCACCUGAAACGUUUCUGUUCCAAGCAUGGCAACGACACUCAGAAGAUCGGCCAUUACUUGUCGUUCCCUCAGAAUCUAGAUUUCAGGCAGAUCCUGACGCGAGAGCAAUAUCAGCCAGACUUUCCGGAAGAGGGCAGUGGGUUGUAUGAUCUCUUUGCAGUGGUCGCACACUCCGGAUCAGCCCGCUGUGGCCACUACUGCGCCUAUAUCUGGAGUCUCAUGGAACACAAGUGGUAUUGCUUCAAUGACUCCAGCGUCUGUCAGGUGUCCUGGGAUGAUGUCAAGUGUACCUACGGCCACGCGGGUCUCCGCUGGAGUGAAACAGCCUACCUUCUGGUUUACCGGAAAAAAGAGUCAGCAGCUGCAUUCUGAUCCAUGCGGUUUUUCAUCAUGCAUGGAUAACUCUGAAAGGUUCUGGUGUGACUACGCUCAGAGGGGGACAGAGCUGGCGUAUGAAGCACCUUUCCCUGCAGAGAGUCUCGGACAGCUAUGCCGUCUUGGCCUUCCAGAGGGCCUCCUCUAUAGCUGAAGCAUCACUUCCCCUGCGGGCCCAAAAACAAGAUGUGGCAGUUCAGGAGAAAGGGAUCCUACAUCUCCUCUGAAGAGCACCUUCUGGCAUUCUCUUAGGGUGCGUCUACAAGACAACCUUGAAUGGGUUUUUUGCUGGUUGCUAGUUACAGGGUUCUUCACGAGAGAAUCCUAGUAGUUCUAGUCGGGUGAGAAUUCUGUUAAGAAGUUUGCCCCUUCACAGGAUUGGGUUCCAGGCUUUUCUUGGAAAGGGUAACAGGAGUUAAAACCAGUUUAUUGGUAGGACUGAUCUGCCCUCAGGUUCAGCAUCCCGUCUCUACCUACACAGACUCCAGAGUCCAGACCAACCUUUUUAUAAAACAGCUCCUACUUUUCAGGAGCCACCACAGAUACCCACCACCAUGCUCAACAGGCAUCCCGUGCGAACAGCCUCUUAAUGGGCCAAGGAAUCCAAAGGUUGCGCCCGACUCAUGAAUGUCAAAGCCACCGGUAUUUGUUGGGCAUCCAGUGCUGUCGUCCCAUACGCUGCCCCUGGAAGGUAGUGUUGUUUUCCUCUGGCCAUCCAAGGCCCUUAACGGUGCAAAGGAUGAUGCAUGAUCAGUAGUACAGAUAGCUGAGCAGAUAAUGGUUCCAUUCUGACUUAACAGUAUGGAAAGGAGUUUCAUAUGUGAUCAGCAUUUUAUUUUAUCUACUCAAAUGUUUGAAAUCCAGAUCUGUGUGAUCUUGCGUAUCGAUGUAAAACUGUCAUAAAUGAAGGGGGGGCAUGGAGAAAGAGUAUUUAAUAUGAAGUAAUAUUUAAUAUGAAGAAAUAAAGUGGUAAGUUAUUGUGAAAAUAGCCAUAGUACUGCCAUGUAUCCUAUUUUCAUAGGAAUCUAAAUGCAGCAGAAUCGUUUUAUGGAAAUACUAGGAAA